UCUUCCAUCCCAAACCCAAACAACAAAAAUAUCCAAAACCCGAACCACCCAACCAGGUCUCAAGCUUCCUCAUCUUCCAUCCUCAAGUGCUUCUCAAUCUCAAGCUCUCAUCCAUGGCGACAACAAUCAACCUAUCACCACCUAUACACAAUGCCUCCUCUUCUUCUCUCCGCUUACUCUCUUCUUAUUCUCCCCAAAAUACCCUCACCCUCUCACUCUAUUCUCACCCCAAACCCUCCCAAACUUUUCCCACCAUCUCUCUCAGACCCAGAACCCUAACCAAACCUCGCUUUCUAAACACCGUCGUUUCGGCUCUCAAGAAGCUGUCCGAGGCCGAUUCGGUCGGCGUUCCGCCGGAAUCUGACGAAAUUCAGGGCAAAUUUCCGGCGGAUUCCGGCGUGUACGCUGUUUACGAUGAGAACGGUGUCCUACAGUUCGUCGGAAUAUCUCGGAACAUUGCGGCAAGCGUUUUAACUCACCGGAAAUCGGUGCCGGAGCUGUGUUGCUCCAUCAAGGUUGGCGUAGUAGAUGAGCCAGACAGAACAACUCUAACCCAAGCCUGGAAAUCAUGGAUGGAAGAACACAUAGCAUCCACUGGAAAGGUUCCCCCGGGUAACGAAUCAGGAAACACCACGUGGGUCCGGCAGCCACCAAAGAAGAAGCCUGAUUUGCGGUUAACACCCGGCCGCCACGUCCAACUCACAGUCCCACUCGAAGAACUCAUUGACCAGCUGGUGAAGGAAAACAAAGUAGUGGCCUUCAUCAAGGGAUCGAGAAGUGCCCCAUUGUGCGGAUUUUCGCAGAGGGUUAUCGGCAUGCUUGAAGGCGAAGGUGUGGAUUAUGAGAGUGUAGAUGUGCUCGAUGAAGAGUAUAAUUACGGAUUGAGAGAGACAUUGAAGAAGUACAGCAAUUGGCCUACAUUUCCGCAGGUUUUCAUUAACGGUGAGUUGGUUGGAGGGUGUGAUAUCUUGUCAUCGAUGUAUGAGAAGGGUGAGCUCACUGGCUUAUUGAAGAAGUAGAUGGCUUUGGAACCGCAUUGAAUGAAGAUUGGAUAAUGAGAUUUUUAUUUGAUUCAGAGUAUAAACUCAGUUAUUUGAGUUGAUGGGAGAAAGUCUGAAUGAAAUGUUGUUGUUUCUGUGCAUCCCAGUUGGUAUGUGUUGUUCGUUUUGUUUUGGCUCUGUUAUUGUAAUGUGAACUACUUUUUGAUCUUUCCCAAGUAGUCCUGUCUUUUGAUGGAUUUGAACAGUACAGAAUGGGAUGAUAUGGAAGAAAGUAUAGUUCAUAAUCCAUCGUCUGCUUUUUAUUUGGGUGUUCUGGACCAAAUUUUCCCACCCAUCCUUUGAACUA
Camellia sinensis is the source of this 1347-nucleotide messenger RNA. It is a transcript of the gene CXIP2, whose product is annotated as CAX-interacting protein 2. Lineage: Eukaryota; Viridiplantae; Streptophyta; Magnoliopsida; Ericales; Theaceae. Gene Ontology annotation, cellular component: mitochondrial matrix. The record is from RefSeq and is a predicted model, not a curated record.